Messenger RNA from Kluyveromyces marxianus DMKU3-1042, 2928 nucleotides. RefSeq names its product Bst1p (gene BST1). Lineage: Eukaryota; Fungi; Ascomycota; Saccharomycetes; Saccharomycetales; Saccharomycetaceae. The coding region runs from base 1 to 2928 and encodes 975 amino acids. Gene Ontology annotation, cellular component: endoplasmic reticulum. The transcript has a single exon. The record is from RefSeq and is a predicted model, not a curated record. Gene Ontology annotation, biological process: GPI anchor metabolic process; endoplasmic reticulum to Golgi vesicle-mediated transport. Gene Ontology annotation, molecular function: phosphatidylinositol deacylase activity.
AUGAUUGUGGAAAAUGGAGCUGAUAGCUCUGCAACACGAGUAAGAUAUCCCUUGAUAUCUAAAAGAUUAAGGAAAAGAAGCGCUGUGUUAACUUUUAUUGGCCUAUUAUUGGUAUGCGCCUUGGGUCUAUCACACGUCUUUCACAAAUUUACUGGAGCUGAUGCUCCUAAAUGUCGAUCGAUAUAUAUGUAUCCUUCCUAUGCAAGAAUUGAUGGAUUUGAUACCAGAUAUACGAAGUUAGCCAAAAAAUACCACAUUUACCUUUAUAGAGAACAAGGUAAGGAUAAUGCACCUUUGCAUGGAGAUGAAAUACAGUUAGACGGUAUUCCCGUUCUAUUUAUUCCAGGAAACGCAGGGAGUUUCAAGCAAGCAAGAUCAAUAGCGGCUGCAAGCGCUGACAUGUAUUUUGAUUCAAAAUCAUCAAUUGAAAACAGUUUUACGAAAAAUCUAGAUUUCUUUACAGCAGACUUUAACGAGGACUUUACAGCAUUUCACGGACAAACUAUGAUCGACCAGGCAUCCUUCUUGAAUGAUGCUAUAAAUUACAUACUGUCUUUGUACAGUCAAAGCAAUGCUUAUAAAAAUUCAAAUAGAACUUUACCAAGUUCUGUCAUCAUCGUCGGCCAUUCAAUGGGUGGUAUAGUAGCAAGAUUAAUGCCAACGUUACCCAAUCAUAUCAAAGAGUCGAUAAAUUCAAUCAUAACACUUUCUUCACCCCAUGCUGCUGCUCCAGUAACGUUCGAUGGCGACAUUUUAAGAAUUUAUGAAAGAAUCAACACAUAUUGGCGCUCUUCAAUGGAUGAUACCAACAGUUUCUUCAGAAAUAAUGUCUCUGUGAUAUCAAUUACAGGUGGAAUUCUAGAUGGAAUAUUACCAGCUGACUAUACAGAUGUUAAGGGUAUUAUUCCAGAAUCAAACGGCUUUGGUACUUUUACGACUACCAUUCCAGAAGUUUGGACUCCAAUUGAUCAUUUAGCAAUUGUGUGGUGCGAUCAGUUGAGACAUGUCAUAGCCAAGUACCUACUUGAAACAGUUAAUGACGAAUUGAGCACUAAAACAUCUGAUCUUGAUACCAGAUUGAGACUGGCUAGAAAUUUAUUUCUAAGUGGACUAGAACCCGUCACUCACCAGGAUAAACUUUUGGAUAAUAACCUUUUAGAUAUGUCUUCGAAUUUCAAGAAUCCCAUUUCAAUUAACGAAGAUAGAACAUUCUGGUUCAACAAAUCCAAUCCUAUGAAGAGUGAUUUCAUUUUUGAUAUAUCUGGUAACGAUAAGCUGCAAUUUCAACUACUAACAUCUUUGCAUGAUAUAGAGUUGUUGUUCUGUAGAACUAAAGAUAAUAAAGAUUGCAUACAAGGUAGUUCAAGUUUAUCAAAAAUACCGAGAUCAUCGAGUGCUACUCAAUAUCCAACAGACUCAUCUUGGGGAUCAGGAUUUUCGCCAUUCCGUUUCAUAUCGUUAAAUAGUACGGACUUGAAAGGGUUUGAAACCAUUUUGUUAAGAAAUACAAUAACCAAUGACGAUGACUUCCUAAUCGUAACAAUUGGUAAUGAAAAUAAUAUAGUGAUAUCAAAUAUAAACCCUUGGGAAAUUUCCAUGUCAUAUUUUCAAAAGUCGCUUGACUUUUUAACUUCAUUCACGAAGACUGUGUGCUUCCCAAAGCUUUGGUCUUCUCUGAUCUCCUAUAGACUAAAUGUGAUAUUCUCCGAAAGAGAAGAUUCAUCAUUUAAUCCACUCGUGAGACAAUAUGUCAACACCCAAUACGAAAGUAAGUGGCAUUUAUUCCCCUCGUCCGGCUCACAUGAUAUUAAUAUGCACAAUAUUCGUCCAUUUAUUAGUGUAGAUGAUACCAGUGAUAAAUCACUUAAUCUAAUGUUUUUUGCUCCUCCAGGACAAGAGUUAAGAAUAAAAUUAUCAAUAAACUGGCUAUUGACGUUUAAGAUGCUAUUCAUAAGAUUCAGACUGGCCAUUGCAUCUAUCCCAAUCUCGCUAAUUGCUCUUACCUUAUCUUAUCAGUUUUACUACUUUACCAGCGAUACUAGUAAAUUCAUUAGCUUUGAGACUGCUCUGACGAAUAUCGUUUGCAGGUAUAGCAUUCUUAUUUUGGGAUUUUUGUCUGUCACCCCACUCUUAUCGGACUGCAAAAUUCUUCUCCGUUUAUUAUACCUUCUGGAUCCAACCUCUCUAAACAAUCCUGUUCUGAAUGAUCAUACAAUAACUAAUAGUUACAUGCUUGGUUUACGGGAGCCGUUUACUUGGUGGAUAGGCCCACUAUUUUUUACAAUAUCUGUUGCAACAUUAUUUCUGCUUACAAGAAUUUUCAACAUAUUGGAGCUUGUUGCAGUAAAAACAGCAAAAUUAGUUAGUGAUUACAUCCCUGUACCACUUCACUCUAAUUCUGAAGCUCCUAGUAGGAAAUACAUGAUAUUCAGUACUCGGCAAUUAGUAGGAAUUUGUUUUCUAUUUCUAUUGGUAAUGUACUACGUCCCAUAUCAGUUUGCUUUCCUAAUUAUCAGUCUUAUACAGAUAUGGACAUGUGUACGACUAGCAAUCCUCAAUUAUUAUGAACCCUCAAAAUACAAUAAUGCUCACAACUUUAAUAUGUCCUUUUUGAUCCUAACAAUUUUCAUGAUACCAAUUAAUGCUCCAAUCGUUGUGGUAUUUUUCCGAAACAUAGCCAUUAGGUGGGAAACAGCAUUCAGAUCACAUCAUAAUUUCUUAGCAAUUGCACCUAGUUUGCUUUUGAUACUAAGAAAUUCACAAUUUAAGCUCCCAGUUAUAAAAUCUAAACAGAAUUGGCUGAUAGUAGUCACUCUCUCAGCAUAUUUGUCUUUCUAUUCGUUUACAUAUGGAAUAAGGAAUCUCUACUGGGUAUAUCACCUAUACAAUAUUUUGAAUGGGGUGUUUUUUGUCUUAACACUAAUGUAA